UCUUCUCCUUCUUCUUCUCCUUCUGGAGAGAGAGAGAGAGAGAGAGAUCAUAGCAGAAUUAUUUUCCUGCAUUUUCUUCUCUCUCGUCCCGAAAACCCGACAAAGGACAUCUUUGCACACCCCCAACUCCGUCUGCAUUGCAAUUCUCCCACUCCACUCCUAUAUAUAUACACAGAGAUUCCAAACCAUACUUGCAUAUAUAGAUAUACUUACAUAAACGAUAAUAAGUUCAUUGUAUUCUAGACACGGUGUAUAUGAUGGCGGGUUAUCAGGUCCACAAUCGGCAGGGGAGAUAUGUCGGUGCUGCUUCUGCUUUUGGGAUGAUCCUCUUGAGUAUCUUUCAUAUGGGCUUCUAUGCUGCUUCUGCUUCAGUUGUUCCAGAGCCCACCUAUAGUUUCAUGCGCAAUGCCACGGAAGCUCCGGCGGUGUCCUAUUAUGACUACAUCAUAGUGGGAGGAGGCACUGCCGGCUGCCCAUUAGCAGCGACCCUCUCCCAAAACUACUCCGUCCUCCUCCUGGAACGAGGUGGCUCCCCCUACGGCAACCCCAACAUCACCAACUUGGCGGCAUUCGGAGCAGCAAUGUCCGACCUCUCUCUAUCGUCCCCCUCCCAGCGCUUCAUCUCUGAGGAUGGCGUUAUCAAUUCCCGUGCCCGGGUCUUGGGUGGUGCGAGCUGCUUGAAUGCCGGCUUCUAUACACGGGCCUCCCCAGAAUACGUGAGGGACGCGGGGUGGGACGGGAAUUUGGUUAACGAAUCGUACCAGUGGGGGGAGAGGAAGGUGGCAUUCGAGCCAACGGUCCGCCAAUGGCAGGCAGCUGUUAGGGAUGGGCUGAUGGAAGUCGGGGUACAGCCAUACAAUGGCUUCACCUAUGAUCACAUUUACGGGACUAAGAUCGGCGGGACCAUCUUUGAUGAGGCAGGGAACCGGCACACUGCGGCUGAUCUGCUUCAGUAUGCUAACCCGACAGGAAUCACCGUUCUUCUGUACGCAUCUGUGCAUAAGAUUUUGUUCGGGACUAGAGGAACCUCAAGGCCUGUAGUCCACGGGGUAACGUUCAGGGACUCGAGGGGGAUUAAGCACAGGGCGUAUGUGAGGCCGGGAGGAGCGAGCGAAGUGAUAGUGUCAGCAGGGGCGAUAGGGAGCCCGCAGCUGCUGAUGCUGAGCGGGGUGGGUCCUGCAGAUCAGCUGAGGGCCCAUAACAUAAGCGUGGUGCUGGACCAACCGCUGGUGGGGCAGGGCAUGUCGGACAAUCCAAUGAAUGCCAUCUUUGUGCCAUCACCGAGCCCGGUUGAGAUCUCCCUCAUCCAGGUCGUGGGCAUCACGCAGUUCGGCAGCUACAUUGAAGCCGCCAGCGGCGAGAAUUUUGCCGGGGGAUCCUCGGCUAGAGACUACGGCAUGUUCUCUCCCAAGAUUGGCCAACUGUCAACGGUGCCACCGAAACAAAGGACUCCGGAGGUCCUUGCAAAAGCCGUGGAAGCUAUGAGUGCCCUCGACGCAGCGGCCUUCCGGGGUGGCUUCAUACUAGAGAAGAUAAUGGGCCCGCUCUCCACAGGCCACCUUGAGCUCCGCACGCGUGAUGUGGACGACAACCCCUCGAUCACCUUCAACUACUUCAAGGACCCCGAAGACCUCCGGAGAUGCGUACAGGGGAUCUCUACGAUCGAAAGGGUGAUCGAGUCGAGGUCCUUUGUCAAUUUCACGUAUGAUUACUUCUCUAUGCAACAACUGCUCAAUAUGACCGUGAAUUCGCCGAUCAACCUGUUGCCCAAGCACCGGAAUUCCUCGACCUCGUUGGAGCAGUACUGCCGGGACUCGGUGAUGACCAUAUGGCAUUACCACGGAGGGUGCCAGGUCGGGAAGGUCGUGGACCGCGACUACAAGGUCCUCGGUGUAGAUGCUCUCAGGGUGAUUGAUGGGUCCACAUUUAAUUCCUCUCCAGGGACUAAUCCUCAAGCCACAGUCAUGAUGCUAGGCAGGUACAUGGGAGUUCAAAUAUUGAAUGAGAGACUUGCCAGGGAAGGUUCGGAUUGAUGAAAUUUUUCUUUUUUUCUAAAAUGCAUGUCCCAUGAACGUAGAGGGAACUUGAUGAAAUUGUAUAAGAGACAUAUAUAUACUAUAUUUUAAGUACAAAUUUUCGGCAUUACAUUAUUCAUGAUCAAAUGAAUGUCUUAGAAAAAUUUGCAGAAAA
Molecule: messenger RNA, 2190 nt
Organism: Punica granatum (pomegranate)
Lineage: Eukaryota; Viridiplantae; Streptophyta; Magnoliopsida; Myrtales; Lythraceae
Source: RefSeq, a predicted model, not a curated record